AUGCCAAUUGAUUUUUUGCUCAAAAUUUUUAAAUUAGAAUACUAUUUCGAUAAACCACCGGAUGGUUCCAGUCUGCUGUAUUCGGAGCUACAAGGGAAAGUCUGCACUACCCUUCCAGUUAUUCGGUGUUUUGGUUCAUCGCCCGCGGGUUCGUGACUUUUUGCCUAAAUUCUAGACUAUUAAUAUGCGUGCAUAUCUUCGGCGAAUUAGUUCAUGUGGCCUGAAACUCUGUCAGAUGGUGUGGUUAAUUUCGAAUUGUUCAGCGGUACGAAUACCGCUGAAUAAUUUGAACGUGCCAUCGGCGUACUUUCGAUUGUCAAAUAAAAGAAAACAUAUCCGAAGGCAAACAUCACCAGUCGAUUUCGUAGACUAGAACUGAAAUGUGCUGAGACUUCGACACAGUGGCCCGAGACUCACUGCUAGGUCUGCUUAAAAGACUAGAAAACUCGGACAGUCGGACUGGACGCGUAUCCAGUUCGCUGUGUUUAGUUUGUCGGAUUUGGUUUCAUCAACAGGUUGAUCUCCAAAGUCUCCCAAAAUAUGUGAUUUCGUAACAUUUACCGUUAUGCGUUAAAUGCGAAAAAAAUUCGCAGUCUUUUCAUGCCCUGAAAUUUGUCAACUCAUCAGUUCUACAAUUACCCACAAAUAUUUGCGCGUAGAUCAAGCACCAAAAAGCGAAAACCAAGUACUUUAAAAUCGUUUAUUUGUAUUUUUCUAAUUAAGUAAACAGAUGUGCUCAACGGAGUCCCACUCGAUGCAUAAUACCAUUGUAGUGUCUCCUGAGAUAAUCUGAUUAAGAGGAAAGUUAAUCGGGCAUGUUUACGCUUACUUCUCGACAUAUCUUUGCAGUUUUGUAUAGAGUUGGCAUUUAAGUGAUUCUUGUUGGCUUUAGUCGGUUUGAAAAACCAUCUACAAUCAUAUGCAGACUAAUUGCGCACAAUUAACCGUCCGCCGUGCCUCGUUACCCCAGACAGCCUCUUUCCCAUCCAGUUUCGUAAUUUCCACUUUGAUACCAGCAUGCAAUGUAAGUGAAUAUGGCCGACGGGAAUUCUUAAAACAAAUGCUUAACUAACCCUAUUCAUACGUGUUGAAAACUCACGGACCAUUAUUCUGCAAAGGUUCUUCUGGACUUUCAAAUUCGAACAAAAAGCAUUCGAAUAGCAACAAAAAUUGGUCGGGCGUCCUUCGACGACCUAACUGUGCUUGGGUCGUGAUUAUGAGAUAUCAGAAAGACUGGUAGGAGACGUUUCGGCUCGGGUUAAUGAGCUUCAUCCUGUGCAGAUGAGAACAUAAUUUAACUCGAAGGUGUUAUCAUCUUUGAAAACACGCAUGUAUCGGAUGUCAUGUCACCAUUUUUGGAAUCAUUAGCCAAGCGAAGACAGGCUGUUACGUUGGUGAUCAAUGUUUGAAAUACCAUGUCGGGAGAUGCUUGCAGUGUUAUAGAAACCGUGUAUUUAUGUUAAAUUAAAGUUUGUUGCCAGUGAAACUCAACAGUUCUUUGCCAUUUUCGCAUGAACUGUUAUAUAUUUUUGCCACAUUGACAGGUGACCUGAUGUGGUGUGAAGGAAAAAAAGCAGCAAUGUAUCCCGCUCUCUUUAAUCAUACGAAACUAGGCAUUAUCAAAAAUGCCUUUAAUAAAAAAACGCACCGGGCUCUUUUACCUUAAUGCCACUGUAAUCAAGGCAAACGACGGGAAUUAUUUAAGUAUUUUUUCGUUUUUUAGUUUAUAGACCUAUGUUCUUUUUAAGUCCCAUGGUUAUCACCCUCAAUGAUGUUCAGUUAUCAGCCUUAUUCACCACCGUGCCCAAAUAAUUCGCUGGCAUAGACUAGUCUUCUGCUGCUCCCAAUUCUUCUAUUUCAAAGGGCACCUUGAUCCACGCUAGCCAUUAAGGCCUGUGGCAGAUCGUACAGCAAGUUCAACGCGUAUGACCUUAGGCCGGACUUUUGGGAGUGACAUGUGCACUCUAAGUGGAAUUUAUUUAACUUAAACGCCAUUUGUAAAAUAGCUGUGUGCAUGCUUCUAACUAGUCCAGUUUAAUUUUCAAACCGAGACUUUUAAUGCAGCUUUGGUUUAAGAAACUUUAUUCGCAAAAUAUACUGAACUGUCAGACUUAAAAACAUGUUUUGCUUCUUUUAUGAUAAGAGUGAAUCCCUUCUACAUCCUCACAUAGGCCAGAAGCUAUGUGCUCAUAUUCAUGGAGUCCUACCCUAUUUGUUUAUCGAAUACCCGGUCGGCGACUUAGAUGCUGGCCAAAUGCAAAGGACUCUGCGUUCACUUGCUCAGCGCCUCAAUGAAGCGAUCACUGCGAAAUUGCCCCGCUCUCCUGACGAUCAUCUCCGUGUCUUCGACAUCCGACCCCUCAGGGCAAAGUCAGUGAUUAGUUUGACCAAUUGGUUACUUUUAUAGGUCAAUUUAUGGCUACAGGGGAAAUCUGAACACAUUUUUAAAAAUUAUUCUCGUCAAUCCGGCUGAUAUUCAGGUAACAGGUGAUCUUCUGCUGUCAGGAGCGGCGUUAGGUUCCUCCUUUCAGCCUUUCGAAUCACAUAUUCCCUACCUACUUCAAGUAAGUUAUUUGGACUCAUUCCCAGAACUGCCAGAACUUUUUUUUAUCUUACCUAUAUUUUAUAGCAUUCAGAAACAACACUGUUAGUGACCUGCGAUCAGAAUUUAGGCCCAUUAACAUAUCUUUUCAUCGGAAUUUCCAUGCUUAGACACUGUACACUUUCGAGUUCAGCAUCGUUUCCAGGUCCAACUGUUAUCGUUCUCAGAUGCUCUGUAAGACUACCUCCUUCAAGGGGGGGAGGGGGCAAAACACUGAAUUCGUUAAUUAUCGAAGGCUCUCAUGGCUGUUCGUUUCGAAACAGUUCCUAGGUCGCCUCCUCUCCUUCUUUUAGAGGCGCUUUUGUACACGCUACCAGAUACUAAUCUUGUGCUGGUUUAUAAACCUUGUGUGCCUAGGUGCUUGUUGAAAAUGUACCAAAAAUAUACUCCUUCGAAACCACACUGCUAAACACACGCAGGCGGCGUUUUAUAUCACAAAUGUUGCUACAGGUAUCCAUCAAAACCACUUCACCCCGUGAACUAUGA
This is a messenger RNA of Spirometra erinaceieuropaei, 3088 nucleotides long. The record is from the annotation of a GenBank genome assembly. Lineage: Eukaryota; Metazoa; Platyhelminthes; Cestoda; Diphyllobothriidea; Diphyllobothriidae.